AUGGAAACUCUGAUUCAGUCAUAUAAUCUGCAAAUUAAGAGAAUGCUGCUAGCAGAAACAUCUGGAUUAGGGCAAAGAGCAUCGAAGCAGUGUGUCAGUUCAAAAGAUUCGGUCAAAAAAGAUAAAAAGAAAGACAUGUUGCCACGAACUUUUGUUACAUCACAAACUAAGCAAAAAGAGUAA
Messenger RNA from Sphenostylis stenocarpa, 183 nucleotides. The record is from the annotation of a GenBank genome assembly. NCBI's taxonomy places the organism in Eukaryota, Viridiplantae, Streptophyta, Magnoliopsida, Fabales, Fabaceae.